GUGAGGUUCGCGCUGCGCCUGGCCGCCCGCGCCAGGCUUGCUGGGCAUCACGGCGACCGUGGGCGCGGCCCUGGCAUGGCCCAGCAGCAGCCUCGGCAGAGCGCGGCCUCGGCUCAGCAGCCGAACUGGGCGUGCGCCGCAUCGAGGCUGUGCGGGUUCCGCACUAACUUCGCCUCCCGUGAGACGUGCUGGAAGUGUGGCAGGGACCGUCUCGGGCGCAUGGUCCGCGAGUCGCCCGCUUCCUCGGAGCAGGGCGCGAGGCAGGGGCUGGCUGCUCUGCAGAAGCUCGGCUACGCGGACGAGCACCCGCUCAUCCUGGCCGCUCGACAGGAGCUCGCCUCCCUGGAGGCAGAGGAGCGCCGAGCUCAGCCCCCCGAGCAGCUCCUGGUCUCUCUCCAGAAGCGCAUGGAGGAGGCACUCGCUCGGGCCUCCCAGGUUGCGGACAACCUCGUGGAGGCUCUGGCGAAGGUCGACGACCUCCGCAGGCAGCAGGUCGUGGCCGACGCGGAGGUCAAGAACCUGGAGACCGAGGUUCAGGCUGCUCAGCGCGCCGUGGCGGCCUCAGCGGCGAGCUCCAGCGGCGUGGACUUGGCAGCCCUUGCCUCCACGCUGGUCGGCCUCCAGGCCGCACUCGCCAGCGCCCCCGCGCGCGUCGCCAGUGGGCAGGGCAUCAACGUCUUGGAGGCGAUUGGGCAGCAG
Molecule: messenger RNA, 699 nt
Organism: Prorocentrum cordatum
Lineage: Eukaryota; Dinophyceae; Prorocentrales; Prorocentraceae
Source: the annotation of a GenBank genome assembly